UGAUAUCCAAGUGUUUGCACACCCGCUAACAACACUUCAAAGCAAAUAAAACCAGAAGUGUUCCAUUGUUGGGUUUAGGAAAACACAAAGAAACUUUCCGCAGCCAUCUCCAAUUUUGAACUGCCACACAAAAGACAGGCUUCUUCUUUUGGCCCUGUAUACAGAUCCAGUAAUAGCAGACUGUUUGUUCUUCUAAUACAAACUAGGCAUCAUCGACAUGUGGCAAUCAUGUAGAGCAAACACAGAUUCAGACAGAAGACCAAAACACUGCCGAUCUCACCUAUAAAUAUGCGAAUCAGAACUGGAUCAUCAACAGUUCUUCGGUUCAGUGAGUGAUCAACAGAGCUAAGGAUGCGAUUCCAACCCCUCUUCGCCUUUGUCCUUCUGGCCAUUUUGGCCACCGCCUACGCCCCUGAUCCGUCGUCAAGUCCUGCGUCGUCCUCCACGCCGUCCAGUUCGUCUGACCCUUCGUCGUCCUCCACUCCGUCGUCGUCUUCAACUCCUUCCUCGUCCUCAACUCCGUCUUCUUCGUCAACGCCGUCGUCGUCCUCAACUCCGUCGUCUUCUUCGACCCCUUCCUCUUCCUCGACCCCUUCGUCUUCUUCAACGCCUUCGUCUUCUGCAACCCCGUCUUCCUCUCCUGCCAGCUCCACGCCAACUUCCCCCAGUCCUGCCUCUUCUACUCCCGCUUCUUCCACCCCGGACAACUCCUCCACCAACUCGGAUACCUCCUCGACUACGUCGGACUCCAACCAAGCCCAGGAAAUUGCCAGGCUGCAAGACAGAGUUAACGAACUGCAGCAGAAUGAGAGGCGAUUGGCAAGGAACGAAAGGCAGUUGCGGAGGCAAGUGCGAAGAGGACGGCGACAGGCAAACCGGCGACGGGGAAACCGGCGACAGGGAAACCGGCGGAACGGACGCCGUCGUAAUGGAAGGAGGAACCGUCGCAGCUAGAAACUUCAAAAUACUAAAAACUGAAUCUGACAAUUCAAAUAAAAUGGUUUUAUAAAAAUGCA
This is a messenger RNA of Drosophila ficusphila, 1016 nucleotides long. Its product is annotated as putative protein TPRXL. The record is from RefSeq and is a predicted model, not a curated record. The transcript has a single exon. NCBI's taxonomy places the organism in Eukaryota, Metazoa, Arthropoda, Insecta, Diptera, Drosophilidae. Bases 352 to 954 code for a protein of 200 amino acids.